AUGGAAAAAGCGACUCAGCCUUAUCUCUUUGCCCUCGGCCCUCGAAUCCCCCAUGGGUUGCCGCCGCAAGACCGUACCAGCCCUCCGGACGAUAGCAGCGCCCUUGGAUCCAUUCCCACCGAACACGGACAGCACCUGGCUUUCUGGCCCUGGCGUGGACCUGUGGCGGGCUGGGAUUUGCGGGUACGGCUGGCACUGAUGGAGGCCUACCUGAAUGCCACCGACGCUCCAAGGGGACAUCACGAAGUCGGCCACGCCGGAGUUAUCCGUGGCAUCUGGAGCGACAACUCCACCGACGAGGAGCCCUACCCGACCGGCGACACUUUUGCUGCUACGUUCGGCGACGUGCUGGCCAAUCCUGGCAUUCAGGCGAGCUACAGCGGCUCAGGAAGGUCGGCCGCUUCAGCCUUUGUCCCAUUAGGACCCCUGCGCGUGCUCAUCCUGGCCUCGACGGAGAGCGACUGCGAGAUGCUGCAGAGCGUGGGCGAGGGCAUGCUGUUCCAGGAGGAUCACUCCCUGGCAUCAGCCGACCUGUGCCGCUGGAUCAUCGACUUCAAGGAGGACCAGCUCGGCGACCAGGUUGGCAUCGGCAGCUACGGCGCCGUGUACAAGGGCAGGCGAAAGGGCGUGGCGCUGGCGGUAAAGAAGUUCAUCAAGCAGAAGCUCGCCCAGCUGCGCAUGCCGCCGAGAUGGCCUUCCUCUCCGAGCUCACCCCAAUAUCGUGAUCGUGCGUCUGAAGCCGUCGAACCUGCUGGACGAGAACUGGAACGUGAAGGUGCCGACUUUGGCUUCGCGAGCUUCAAGGAGGAGAACGACGGGAUCGACAACGAGCUGUUGGCCUACCUUGAGCAAACCAUAUCAAAAUGA
Molecule: messenger RNA, 867 nt
Organism: Acanthamoeba castellanii str. Neff
Lineage: Eukaryota; Discosea; Longamoebia; Acanthamoebidae
Exons: 9
Coding region: 1-867 (288 amino acids)
Molecular function (GO): ATP binding
Source: RefSeq, a predicted model, not a curated record